This is a messenger RNA of Syngnathoides biaculeatus (alligator pipefish), 2291 nucleotides long. RefSeq names its product sperm-associated antigen 16 protein. Gene Ontology annotation, molecular function: protein binding. Lineage: Eukaryota; Metazoa; Chordata; Actinopteri; Syngnathiformes; Syngnathidae. The transcript has 3 exons. Bases 580 to 2289 code for a protein of 569 amino acids. The record is from RefSeq and is a predicted model, not a curated record.
UGUAAAUGAUGGAACUUCAAGCAGCCAGUGUUUACUAUUUAUUUUAUUUUUUGAAUUGUCGCAACACUAUUUUUUUAGUUCAACUUUUAUGUUCUGCCAAAUGAGGUUGUUCAACGUUUCAAAAAAUGAUACAAGCGGGUCAACUUUCGCGUACACGUCGUGUGGAGUUUUUUUUUUUUUUAAUCACUUUAUUUUAGAAAUAUAGGUCACAUCAACAUACACAACCAAAGUCGUUUUUCUUACAAUUUAUACUAGGGAUCGCUUAUAUAUGUAUCUUAAAAUGUUGACAAACAUUUAUAGUUUUAAUAGCAGGGGGCUUGGACUCGCAAUGCAUUGUGGGAUGACGUGAGGACACGGGCUCUGUGACGUCAUCUAGCGACGACGUCGGGAAUUCAACGCAGAUCUACCUUUACCUCACCGAUAUACAGUAUCCGAAAAAAACAUUUAUCCCACGUGUUUAUUUCAGAUCAAAUAAGUGAAUGCUAUCGUAAAAUAGAUCGAUUGACGACUGCUCCCAAUGAAUUGCAGUGUACAGUUACUAUAGCAACCACAAAACAACACGGCGCUACAAGGGAGAAAAUGUCCGCAGAGGCCAAAGAGAAAGAAAAAAGGAGGACCAGUGAGCUUUUUCAGGCAAAGGACAAGAAAAGCAAUGAAGAAGUGAACAUUAAGGAGGCAGUGAAAAUUUCUUCUGCCUCCACUGCAACUAUUCUUUAUGGCCCCUCCAAAGAAGAAAAUAUCAGCAACAUCCCAGAAGCGGUCGACGACUUUGUCAGGAACUUUCUCCACAGACUUGGCAUGACCCAUACUCUGAACUGUUUUGAGGUUGAGUGGUACAGCUCAGCUCAGAUGCUCCUGACACAGCCCUUGAGGCUUCCCCCGGCACCGGGGGCACUUGUCAUCUCCGAUGCCAUCACACACAAGCAACUCCUUCAGUCAGAACUGCAGAAGGUCUACAAAGAGACCAACCAGUUCAAACGGGAAGUUCUAUCUGCAGGGGAUGACCUAGUGAGAUUGCAAAGGGACAGGGAUCUACACCGGCUGCAUUGCCAGCGACUGGUUGCUGACAAAAGCCGUCUGACCGAAGACAUCAGACGGCUGAAGGAACGCCUCGCGUCCUAUGAGCCAGUGCUGAAGCAGCUCGAUGACAAAUAUGAGGUGGCCGUGAGGCAGAAAAUGCUUCUUAGUUUGGAGAGCGAACGGAUGCAGAACACCCUGAAUGCAAGCCAAAGUCAGGACAAGACCCUAACCAAGAUAGAGAGAAGCACCAAGAAGAGCGCAACCCAAUGGCGGAGCACUGCCAGACACCCAAAGGACACGGAGUUGACUGUUUGCAGUAGGCCUGGGAUUCCUCACCGAACUUGGCAAAAUCCUGGAGAACAGAAAAGCCCGAGCUCAUUCAGUCUGUUGUGUUCCAUCAAAGCGCACACGCUUCCUAUAAGCUGCAUCAGUCUACAUCCAGGAAAAAAAAUCCUUGCGAGUGCCAGUGAUGACUGCACUUGGAAGCUGUGGGCGCUGCCGGCCAGCAGGGAGAAGGUGGGUCAGAUGGUCCUAACAGGGGAGGGCCACUCUGACUGGCUGUCGAGCUGCAGUUUUCAUCCAGAUGGAACUAAAAUGGCAACAACCAGCGGAGACACCACGGUAAGGCUUUGGGAUUUUCUAUGUGGACGUUGUGUCUUGACACUUUCCGGUCAUAGCCAGCCCACGUGGGGAUGCUCCUUCCACUCAUGUGGUCAUUUCCUGGUGUCUUGUUCCUCUGAUAAAACUGCCAAGCUGUGGGACCUGAACAGCCAGCGCUGCCGGCUGACAAUGCGUCGCCACACUGCCUCUGUCAACAGCGUCUGCUUCCAGUCUUUCUCCAACACUCUCCUCACAUCAUCGGCAGAUAAAACUCUAGCCCUGUGGGACAUCAGGCUUGGAGUGUGCACAGCAUCCUUCACUGGACACCAGCAUCCCUGCAACCAUGCCACCUUCGCCCUUGCCGAAGAAGUCAUUGCUUCCUGUGACAGCUAUGGCAUAGUCAACAUCUGGGACAUCAGGAAGCCCACCUCUGCUGUACACACUAUAGAUGCGGGGCCAAUGAGCGGCAAUCAGGUGGCAUUCAGUCCGUCAGGCAGGAUGGUUGCAAUUGCGAGCAGCGACAGUUUGGUCAGACUGGUCAACGUGGACUCAUCCACAAUCAGUAACCUCUCAGGACAAGGGGACAGUGUGCAAAGUGUCACAUUUGACCACAAGGGGACAACGGUUAUGUCUGCAGGAAGUAAUGGCCUCAUUAAUGUAUGGAUGUAAAG